GUUGUUUUUUCUUUCUUUCUUUCUUUUUUAACCUGUCAUGCAGAUCAAGUCUGCUUGCAGGCUGGCAGACAGCAUAUCUACACCAGGAAGCUUACUGUUUCAGCUGCUGUCUGCGAUGAUUCUUUGAAACUAAGCCGUAAUUCUCCUGCUUCUGUACCGUGACACAGAGAAACACUACGCAUCAUUUUAUAGAGGAAUGAUAUAAGAUACAAACCUAAGGAACAAUGGCAGAUGACAGACAGUUUGUGGCUGAGUCACAGCAACUGGACACAAGCUCUUUAUCUGAACUUCUACAUCCAUGUUCCACAGAUGUUAAAGAGCAAGGUAAUGCAGACAGUGCAGCUGCCGCAAAGGAGAAUGGUUUCUCAUACAGAGGCAGUGAGGAUGAAGCCUACAGUGAGCAGGAAGGCAAGACAAACUACCCUGGUGUCAGCAGCAAUGGAAUUAAUGGAAAAGUAACAUCAGAAGAUGAAGUAACAGCAGAGGAAGUAUCAGCAAGGAUAGUGCAAGAGGUAACAGCUGAAGCCGUUGCAGUUUUGAAAGGGGAACAAGAGAAGAAAGUUCUACAAGCUGACCUGCCUAGAAAAAUUUCAUUAGACGAAGAUUCAGCUAACUUGCCACCAUCUCCGCCGCCAUCUCCAGCAUCAGAAAAGACUGGCGUAGUAGAUAAAGAAGAAGAUGCAGUUGUUAAUUCUGUGAUUAAGGACGAAGAACCAGUGUCGUUACUUGAUAGAGUACAGAAGGUGGAUUAUGCUUGUACUGAGUCUUUAGACCAGGCAGAGGUUCUACCUAAGGUCGAGGCAGAUCACAACAUGGAGAUCAAUGUGGAUCAUGAAAAAACUGUGCCAGCUGAGAUUCCCAGUGUGAGAGAUGUGAAGGGUGAGGGAGAGAAAACAAUACCUUCCACUCUUCUGGAAGGAGAAGCAACUGUACAGAAAACUGAAGAACCAAAGCAAGUUUUGCCAUCUUCAGAAACAGAGGCCAUGGACUAUAAGAUCACUGAGGGAGAAGCAAUUUCUCCACAAGAUCCAAAUAAACCUGAGGAGGGAAUUUGUGAAAGCACCAUACCAAAAGUCACCUUGUGCCACACUGAACUAGCUGGUCCAUGCACUAUUGAAGCAAAAUCCACCGAAAAAUCAUCAUCAUCAUCCAGAGCAACAGAUGAUGUUAUUAAAAGUGAAAAGACAGUUCAUGUCCAAAUGCCUUCUUCUGAAUUUAGCUUUACUAAACACCGAAAUGGAGUAAAAGAUUCUAGAGGCACACAUGAUGUUUCUGCAGAAGGACUUUGUACCAAACCUAUCCUUCCUCAGAGUGAAAUACCCUCCGUAUCUUCACACCAGGUAUGCGACACAAAAGUUACUAUUAAUGAUUCUGAAAAUGCAUCACUUGCUACAGCAGUACCACAGUCAAAGGAGGCUGAUAUUAGUGAACCAGUGUCACCUAUUGAUAUUCAAAUUACAGACAAUUCUGCAGAUGGGGGUGUAAAUCCAACAACAGUAUUAAAACAGGAUGACAAGCCACAUUCAGACAGCCCAUUAGAAUCAAAUGAUGCUGACAUGAAAAUGGACUUAGAAUUGUCUAAAACUGACAAAGACUAUCCUAGUAAUAUACACAAAAAUGAAAAAGAAAAUGAACUUUCUCAAAGUGAACAGAAGCCACUAGUUGAAAAAGAAACUGGACUUCUUUCUGAGGAGGUUUCUGCUCAGGAUUAUACCAUCACAUCAGAACAAACAGAGAGUGCUGCUACUGUUGAAGCAACAUUUGAUGUUAAUAAAAAAACAUCUGAGUAUAAAUUCACAGGGCUGGUUACAUUGCCUGAAGAAAAUCCUUUCGAGGAGGCACAGCAAGAUAAUGUUACAUCCACUUUAGGAAGUGAUAUGUCUUAUGAAGGCUUGCUUGAAACUGUCAGCAUCCAGCCCCAUACAAGUCAGCCAUUUAGUGAAAAUGAAAACGUUGAAGUUAAAAGCAAGCUGAGUGAAUGUGAAUUAGUUCAAAAACAUGAGCCAGUUCCGGAUUCUGUGAAGGAAAUAUACAGCAGUGAAGUAUGUGACACAGAAAGCACACAACAGCGUAUUCCAUUUGAUGAGGAUAAGUCUGGAAUGUCAACAUAUUUUGAGACAUCAGUUUUAAAAGAUGAGGUUUCCAAAUAUGUGGAGCAAAAAGGUAAGGAUUAUUAUGAAUUAAGUGAUACAAAAGCUGCAGAAGAUGAACCUCAGGACUCCGUUCAUUUUCUACCUACGAAUGGAGAAACACAGCCAUCACCAGAGAAAGACAGUGCAGUAAAUGUAUUAAAUGAUGAUGAAGAAGGUUACAGUGAGGUAGCAAAACCAGAAGUAGUUGAAGAAGAUGCUCUGGCAAAGGCCUUAUCUGAUGCAGCUUUCACAGCAGAUAGGAGAGUUUAUGAAUCUCGAAAAGAACAGCACAUUCAUAGUAAAAAUAAAGAUGACAGCCAUGUAAAUUUUGGCCGAAGUUUAGGUCUAGGAGGCCGAUCUGCAAUAGAACAGCGGAGUAUGUCUAUAAAUUUGCCAGCAUCAUGGUUCGAUUCUCUAGGACUUAAACUAGGACAUGACCAUGCACAGCCCCUUUCUCCACUACCUUCAGAUAUUUUGGAAUACAGUGGAAGUACCUCAGAUGAUUCUACUAAUUAUUUGCCAACUCCAAUUACAGAGGAGGCCCCUUGCUUUCCAGCAACACUUAAAAAGGAAGAUGAACACACACACACCACUGAAACAAAAUUGGAAGGUGAUGUGCCUCUGGAACCACAGUAUGAGUCAUCCUCCCCCAUAAAAGAAUACUAUAAAAAUGGAACUGUAAUGGCACCUGAUUUGCCUGAAAUGCUGGACUUAGCAGGCACAAGGUCUAGAGGUGCAUCUUUAAGUGCAGAGGCAGAUUAUUCAAGAAGAAAGUCUGUACCUAUGGCAGAAGAGAGUAACAUAGUCCAGUCUUCCUUGUCUGACAGCCAAAAUGUUAGUAAAAGUGAUGUCCAAAUGGAAGAAGCAGGCUAUUGUGUGUUUAGUAAAUAUUCUGCUCCAAUGCCAUCUCCUGUAGAAGCAAUUAUUCCUCCUGUUACCCUGGAAGAGAAUAGAUUGCUUCAGCACAUUUGUUUAGCCAGUGAGAAACUUCAAGGUAGAACGAUAUUAGAUGAAGCGCCAUCUGAAUUAGAUCUAACUGAGGAUAAAACUAAAGAAAAAGAAAAACACAUGGAUGAUAUAAUCAGUGUUAUUAAAGACACAUUCCCAUGUGUCGGUGAUAUUUCAGAGGUCACUGAUGGAACUUCUGUUGGUAAUGUUGCAACAACUAUGAAGUCUCAGUUAGACACACACAUUCAAGAAGAAACCGUGUCAGAACAAGUAAUGGUUUUAGAAGAUGAAAAACAUGCCAUGUUUGGGGCAGUUACCACUAUUUUAGAAGAUGUCCAAAAAGAAAUGAAUACACAUAUGGUAGAAGAAAUACAACCCAAGACAGAUACUGAAAAAGAUGCUAGUCCUAUUACAGAGAAAGAGCAACCUGAUUUGAGUGCAAGUGUAACUGUGGAAAGCUGCAAAGACAUAGAUAUUUCUGCAAAAAUCAGCCCAGUUUUAGAGAUUGUGUCCACAGAUCCUAAGCAACAUAAAGCAGACGAAGAAGAGUAUGGCCUACAUGGAGCUGUUGGCAGUGAUGCUGAAAAAAAUGGUGAAGGAUCUGUAUCACUAGUAGAAACAUUACCUCCUUUAAUGGUUUCAGGAACGCAAUUAAUUGAGAAUACACAAGAAUCAACAUGUGUCCCUGAAACACUUCUUUCUCAGCAGCUUGAUAGUCAAGUACAUAUAUCUUUAGCAGAUGACCUAGCAAAACAGAUAAAUAAAGAUAUUUUGGGGCAGGAAUCAUUAUCUGUGAAAGACAGUGUUAAGCAACCAGAGAUGGAGUUAAAAGAGAAAGCUGCAAAGCCAGACUUAGUGCACCAAGAAGCAGUUGAUAAAGAAGAAGCAUAUGAACCUUCUGUAGAGCAACAGCAGUCUAUAGAUUCAGUAGAUACAGAAAUGGCAAAAACAGCAGAGGAUCAAAAUUUGCCUCCAACUGAUUUUCUUCUUAAAUCAUCUCUUGACAGUGUUAACGUGGCUGAAACAGAAACUCUGUCCACCCCUGUAUCUGAUCAAAAAGAUAGUCUUGACAUAGUGGGUGGUGAGAGCUUCCCACAUGAAGAAAAAGUAGAGGAGGCUGCUAAACCUGCUAUCUCUGAAGACUCAGUUUUAGUAAUACCAAAGGAAGCUGUUAAACCUGAAAGUGAUUUCAAACCAAUUUCAGCAGUUGUUUCUGAAUCACCUAUUGAAGAGGACAUAACUUCUGAGAAACAAAUACCUGAAGAAGAAGUUGAACUACAAAAUGAUGUAGAAAUUCUUGAUGAAAACAAGUUUAAGACUUUGUCUGUCAGUGAAGCUGUGGCUGAAGAAGUUGUAUCUGAUAUUGCUGAAAGUAACCAAGGUAUCAUAGAAUCAGUUGUUACUGUUGAAGAUGACUUUAUAACAAUUAUCCAGACAACUGUAGAUGCUACAGAAGCUGUCUCUCACAGUGUAAGAUUUGCUGCCCCACUUGACAUUGAAGAAGAUAAUACACAGAUUUCAGAAGAACAUCCUGUGCUACCAGAAGAAACUGGCUAUGAGGCUGAGUCUCAAGACGAGCCUUCUGAAAUUCCUCUGACUAAUGGACGGGAGGAAGAGGAGGAGGAGGAAGAAGAGGAAGAAUCCAAGCUGACAGAAUACAAGACAGAGACAUAUGAUGAUUACAGAGAUGAAACCACCAUUGAUGAUUCUGUCCUGGACACAGACAGUCAGUGGAUAGAUACUCAAGAUGAAGAUAAGAGCAUCAUGACUGAACACUUAGAGGUUAUACCUAAAGAAGACACUAUUCCUAAAGAGGAGACACCAGAACAUAAACCCAGGAGGCCUUCUUUGGAUAAACAUAAAAAAGAAAAAACAUUUAGAGGUGGAAAAGGCAAAAUUUCUACCCCUGAAAGAAAACCUCCCAGAAAAGAGUCUGUUACAGUCUCCAGGGAUGAAAUGAGGAAGAAAAAAGCAGUGUGUAAGAAGGGUGAACUUGUUAAAAAAUCUGAAGUUCAGACCCACUCUCCCUCCAGGAAAAUCAUUUUAAAACCUGCUGCCAAAUACCCUAGAACAACUCCUCAUUCUGGUGUUAAACGGAAGCUAACAGGUAAUGAAGCAAGGUCAACACCAGGAGCUAUAAGACAAGGAAGGGACAAAAUUGCAGUUUGCAGAACAGCAGAUACAGAAAAAGGGAGGAUGGAGCUAAGGGAGGGGCAGCCCCAGCAGCAGGAAAGAUGGCCAAAGAUCUGCCAGGACGGCAGUACUACCAAAAGCCCAGAGAGACGAUCAGCAUUGCCAAGACCUUCAACCCUUACUACUAGAAAGAUUCAACCAUUUGAAAGGGAUGAAAAUUCCUUCAUUACAUCAAUGUCUGCUCCAUACAGACCCAGGUCAGAACCUAGCCGGUAUAGAACAACUAAAAGUGGAACUUCCACACCAACAACACCAGGAUCAACUGCUAUUACCCCAGCUACUCCACCAAGUUACUCUUCCCGCACACCAGGCACUCCAGGCACCCCACGUUAUCCAAGGACUCCCAGAACACCCGGUACACCCAAAUCUGCUAUUCUUUUUCAAACUGAAAAGAAGGUAGCAGUUAUUCGCACUCCUCCUAAAUCCCCAGGCACCAUGAAACAGAUGCGUGUCCUCAGUCAACCUCUCCCAGAUUUGAAGAAUAUCAGAGCAAAAGUUGGAUCAACAGACAACAUGAAGUAUCAGCCCAAAGGAGGACAAAUACAAAUAUUAACCAAGAAAAUUGACCUAAGUCAUGUGACAUCCAAAUGUGGCUCUUUUGACAAUAUCCACCACAGACCAGGUGGAGGAAAUAUAAAGAUUGAAAGUGUGAAACUGGAUUUCAAGGACAAAGCCCAAGCUAAGGUUGGCUCAUUGGAAAAUACCCAUCAUACGCCAGGAGGCGGAAAUGUUCGGAUCGAAAGCCAGAAGCUUUCUUUCAGAGAGAAUGCUAAAGCUCGAGUUGACCAUGGGGCUGAAAUUGUCACCCAGUCCCCUGGCAGAUCCAGCCUCACUUCUCCAAAUAGACUUAGUAAUGUCUCUUCAUCAGGCAGUAUCAAUCUUCUGGAAUCACCACAGCUUGCAACUCUCGCUGAAGACGUAACUGCAGCACUCGCUAAACAAGGCUUGUGAACUGUUUACUUGUAAUUCCACUAAGUACCACCAACAUGAAUAAGAAGAUAUAUAUUGUACACUUGAGAGGCAUGGUCUCUGGGAAGCGGAAAAAAAGCCUCAAGCAAACUUUGUUUAAUUUUUCAUUAAGCCCACUAUUCUGAAAUGAGUGCAUAGUUAGCAGGCAAAUUACGUAGCAACAUAAAUUUGAUUACACACUGGCUUAAUAUGAGUGCAUGCUAUAAAGCCUUUCUCAAAGUAGCCAUUGAUCUGCUCUGUUGUGUACAGUGUAGUCUGAAGAAGCUUUUGGCUCAGAGUUCGACACCUCUGUGCAGAGAUGUUAUAACUCACUACUCGCUUCAGGAUGUGGCUGUGGGAGGGUUUACAACAAUGAUUUUUUUAAAAACAUGUUAAUUUAAGGAAUUGGAUCAUAUAUUUGGAUCAGCAAAUAACUCUAUUUUGAAAUAAUUUUUUUAAUAAAAUGGGCAAAAAGAUUUGUUAAUCUACUGAAAAGCAAAAGCUGGUCAAGACACUGCCUGACUAGUCCAGCUAAUUACUUAAAAACGGAAUCUACAGUCUGCCAGUAGAGAAAAGGAAAGUACUUGGAAGUAACAAAAAAAAAAUCCAGAAUUAAAAAUCAGUGAUACUUCCAGUAAAGAACAGCUGUGUCUUCUUAGGGUAUUAGCUAAAUGUUACGUUUGUGCAUACACUAAAUAAUCACAAUGUCUUCAUUUGUUUGAUACAGUAUUAUAGACGUAUCCUCUGUGACCAUUUGUGAUAUUCUCUCAUAGGAUGUUUUUCAACGCAGUGUUCCUUUUUCCCCAGAAGCUGUGUCUCUUGAACCCAUCAUGUUAAUCUUUUAGGUUAUGCAAAGUAGAUAUUAGCAGUUUUAUAGACCUCAAGAGUUUCUCCCAGUUUGAAAAAAUAUAAUAGCAAAGGUAGCAUAAAAUGCUUUAUUUGACAACUAGAAAAAACACACAAGCUGUAACCAGGUUUAAGCAGUUGUUCAUUUCUCUGUUCAUUAAAUAGUUCUUUUUCUAACCA
Molecule: messenger RNA, 7247 nt
Organism: Protopterus annectens (West African lungfish)
Lineage: Eukaryota; Metazoa; Chordata; Ceratodontiformes; Protopteridae
Gene: MAP2
Product: microtubule associated protein 2
Exons: 16
Coding region: 225-6224 (1999 amino acids)
Biological process (GO): neuron projection development; microtubule cytoskeleton organization
Cellular component (GO): neuron projection
Molecular function (GO): microtubule binding
Source: RefSeq, a predicted model, not a curated record